Molecule: messenger RNA, 1833 nt
Organism: Thecamonas trahens ATCC 50062
Lineage: Eukaryota; Apusomonadida; Apusomonadidae
Product: armadillo repeat-containing protein 2
Exons: 1
Coding region: 1-1833 (610 amino acids)
Biological process (GO): cilium organization
Molecular function (GO): protein binding
Source: RefSeq, a predicted model, not a curated record
AUGGCACGCCUUGCUGACCUCGCAACCGACCUCGCCACACCUGGACCGCCGGGCGCCACUGAGGCGCUGGCUCGCGAGGUAGCUGCAUUUGGCGAGUGGGCCCGUGACGUCGAGGCAGCAUGGUCUGACGACGAGCGCCAUACUGUCCUGCGGGCGCUCUUUGAUCUCGUAGCGCUCGACGACGGGCACAUCCUUGUCCCACUCGGCCUCACCAUCCUGGCGCUCGGCUACUCGCUGCCUGUUGUGGUGCUGAACGCGUCCAAGCUCCUGUUUCGGCUCUCCAAGAAAGAAGCCAACGACACGCACUUUGCGGCCAACGCGGCAAGCGCUAGCGAGCUUGUCGAGACCGUAGCAAGAGCGCCGCUCGGCUCGUCGACCGCGCUCUUUGCGCUCGGCACGCUCAAGAACGUGUGCGCCGGCUCCAAAACCGUCCUCAAGGCUGUCCUUCGUGCCGAGCUCACCAGUGUGCUUGCCGAUCUCGUCUCGCCGGCGACGGUGGCAGAGCUCAUCGCACAGGCCGAGAACGAUGGCGAGGCGCGUGCCGGUCAGACGCUGGUCCAAGUCACCGCACUGUUGCGGACAUGCCUCAACCUCAACGCCGCCGUCGAACUUGUGGUCGGCGCGGGCGUCCUGCCCUCGCUUGUCGCCCUCCUUGACCGCUUUGCCAAGCAUUCGGAGCUGAGCCUCAACGUGGCGCGGGUCCUGUCCAAGGCCUCGCUCCUGGCAGGUGCCGCCGACGAGCUGGCGCGCGACGCAAGCGGGCUAGGCAAGACUAUGCUACGCGUGCUGCGGAGCCAGGCGCAGCGCCAUCCGCUUGUUGUCCGCCUCGCUUUUGCGCUCGGCAACGUGACGACCCAGCGGCCGGCGGUGUGUGCGGCGCUGGGCAGCCGCCGCUUUGUGAGUGGACUCCUCUCCGCCAUCGACCGCUACGUAGCAAGCCACGAGCAGCUGACUGCGGCCGAUAGCAGCUCCGAUGACGACACCGCGCGCGCAGAGCGGCUGGCACUGGAGGAGGUGCUGGUCAAGGUCGUCCGGCUGACCGCAAACUUGUGCGUCGACCACGCGGUUGGCGAGCGGGUUGCGUGCGCGUCGCAGCUGGAGCGCGUCCUCGACCUGAUGGAGCGGCUGGCAGUGGAGAACUCGGAGGAGCUUGUGCUCAAUUGCGUGGCGCUUGUUACCAACGUCUCGUUCUUUGCCCAGUCCGAGGCGAGCGAAGGCAACGUGGUGCUGGCAGGCCGGGCGCGUGUGGUCCGCCUGUUGCUUCCGCUCCUGCUGCAGCCCAACUGGGAGAUGGUGUACCACGUGGCGCGGGCGUACGGCAACUUUUCGCGAUUUGAAGACAUGCGUGUGCUGAUGGCCAAGCUGCGCGCCGACGAGGCCAUGGCUGUUCUCCUCGACUCUGACAUCGACGACGUGGUUUUUGCCGUUGCUGGCGUCGUCACCAACCUGCAGGCGUCGCCGGCGUCCAAGGCUGCGCUGCAGCAGCACGGCGGCGUUGAUGCGCUCAUCCGCGUCGUGGGCUCGAAAGCCGCCGACGCCGAUCUGCUCGACGCUCCGUCAGCGCUCCGGGUUCUCGACGUUGCGUGCAAGGCGCUGUACAACUUUGGCCACAAGAACAGCCAGUGGCCGUUCUCGGCGGCCCAGGCCGCGGCGCUCGAGGCCUCGCUCACCGCGCUCCUCGAGCGGGUGGAGCAGCGCGAUCUCGCUCCCGAUACCUCGCCCGCAGCCACCGCUGCUGCCUGCUUUGCCAUGGUCGGCUACAAGUUGCUCGAGAUGGUCGAGGCCGUUGUCCACCCACCCGCACCCGCCAGCCCCGCCGCCACUCCCAACUAG